AGUGGGAGUGGUUAACACGGUUAGCGUUUUUUUUCUCUUGAUCGGCUCAGCGACGGUUUUUUGUUUUUUAUUUGACGAUGGCGUCCAACGGUUCGACAAUUGUUCCGGCGGAUUUGUACAGACAUUUCUUUGAAACUUUUCAAUCGACAGUUAAUUUAAAUGACCCUCUACCAGUGAAAGUUGGUUCGCAUAGCAUCCGAGAGAAUGAAGUCGAUGGGGAAAUCGUCGAUUGGACUCUUCAGUACCUUCAGCAAAAAAAUUGCCCUUCUAAACUGCUUGCCCAUCUUGUAAGUCUUAUAUUGUGGGAAGUACGCUUUUGUAUAAGCAAAGAUGAUGUUGAUGGUGCUGUGAACAGAGAUGUAAAAGGAUAUGAACCUGUGAAGCUAAUGCAGCUAGUGACAUCGAAAAUCAACAAUGUCUGUUUUGAAUUCCUGAACAACCAAAAGUUUGAGAGUCUUUGCACCGAAUUAUCAUUCAGCAACAGACAGCUUCACCCAGUAUCUGUUCAUGCAAUCAGAAAUGGCAGGAGAAAAAUGGAAGAUAGGCAUGUAGUCAUUCAAGACCUGAACACAAUUUGUUCCAUCAGGGAUGAUGUGCCCACAAGCUACUAUGCGGUAUUUGAUGGACACGCGGGUACAGACGCCGCAUUUUAUGCAGCCUCUCAGCUUCACGAAAAGUUGGUUUCGAACGCCAAAUUUGCCUCGGAGCCGAGUGAAGCCUUAAGAGAAGCCUUUUUAGCCACUGACUUGGCGUUUGUUACAGAACAUGAAAAUGAGAGAUUGAAAGGUGGAUCGACAGCGGUGGUCAGCUUGAUUAGGGGAAACUUACUUCUAACGGCUUGGUUGGGAGAUUCUCAGGCUGUUUUGGUAAAAGAUGGCGUCGCCACUCAGUUGGUCAAUCCACACAAACCGGAUCGAAGUGACGAAAAGGAAAGGAUCUCAAAUCUUGGUGGUGAAGUGAUUUUCUGGGAUGGGGCCUACCGCGUUAACGGACAACUGGCUGUGUCUCGAGCCAUCGGCGAUGCCAGUUACAAGCCUUACGUGACGGCCGAGCCAGACAUGGUGGCCAUCACGUUGGAUGGCCAAGAAGACUUCUUGAUUAUUGGUUGUGACGGCCUCUGGGACACGAUCGGCGUGGAUGAAUCCGCUUUCAUUGUGCUCCAAUACUUACACCACGAGACUGACAUAAGCGGACUUAGUGGCCGGUUGGUGCAGGCCGCCAAACAGAAAGGCUCUAGCGAUAACAUCAGCGUUAUUGUCGUCUUCUUCCGUGAACCGGAACUGAUUGCGCGCCGGCCGCUCCCACCCGCGCCGACCUCUGUCCUGGAAGACAACACACCCAGCAUGGAACAACAGCAAGAGGAAUACGAGAAAUUGGCCGCCAAAUGGGGAUGGAAUGAGUCGCAAGGUGGCGCCGUCUUUGCCGAUGGAACGUCAUCGUGGCAGCAACAGCAGCAGCCGGACGAGGAAGACGGACACCAUCAGCAGCCGCAAAAUCCGUUUGAUUCGAGCAGCGGCAAUCCGUUUGGAAACGGCGAUCAAGGCGGCCUGAUGAUGGCCGAAGAGGAGCAAGACAAUCAUUUCUACCAGGGAGCCCAUUCGUCGUCCGAAUUCGAUGCUGUCCAUUCGCCUUCCGAAUUCCACGCCAUCAAUUGGCAACAACAACAACAACAACAGCAACAAGAUCACGCCUUUGGCGAUUCGUUUAAUGGCAGCGAUUCGGCUGAAACGCCAGAAGUUUAUGAUGGAUCAACGGCUCAAUGGGGCUGGAAGGACCCGGAAAUCGAUGCUCUGGAAAUCGAGGCUGGUCGUGACUCGGCCGAGCAACCCCAACAUUUUGCCGCCACGUCCGUCGUUCCGCUACCCGAUGCAGGCAUCGAUUUGGACGUAGCCCGCGAUCAGUACGAGAAAGUUGCGGCCAAAUGGGGACGUGAGCUGGAACUAGUUGAUACCGACGUCGUGACUUUGGAGUCGAAAUCGGAUUUCCACUUGAGCAGUGAUGGAUCGACAUGGGACCAGACGCCUGGCAAUACCCAGCCGGCAGGUGUCGACUGGAACCAAUACGACGAAGAGCUCAGUGGCCAGCCUAGUCUGAUCUUUGUAGACCAAUCGGAAGAGACGGCAUCCACCGAGCAAGUCAUUAGUCCCAUCGAAGAUUUGAUUAGCGUCAGCGACAUGAACGGCCGUGCCAUAACCGAAGCCGAUCGUCAAAUGUGGGCGUCUGAGGAGAAUUCCGUCUCGUUCCCUCCAGUUACCGACCCAGUAGCCGAAGAUGAAAUGGUAGAGGAAGAAGAGGAUGACGAGGAGGAUGUGCAACAGGUUCAUCGCGAAAUGCAACAACCAGCCGCGGCCGUGUUCGAUGAUGGUUCGUUUGUGGACGAAGGCAUCGCCGGAGACGAAGCGGAUUUUGUUGUUAGCUCGUCGUGCAUCGUCGAAUCCGAUGUUGCUGAUUGUCAGCCAGAUAUCCUUGAAGCGACUGCAGCAACAGCAGAAGCAGCAACGACAGAGGCGGCUGUCAUUCCUGCAACAGAAAACGAUCCGGAUUUUCACUGGAAUCUACACGCCCCCGAAUUCGAAUUCCGCCCUACUGAGUCGUCGCCAUUGGAAAACCAACAACAGCAACAGACCGAAGUGGAAGCGGAGGCGGCGGCGGCGGCGACGGUGGUGAGCUCCACUGAGCGUAAACUCUCCGCUACAGAAUUGCUGAUUCGCUCGUCCAACGAUGCCGAGCUGGCCGUUCUUUUGGCUGCUGCUAACGACGACCCUGACGAAAUGGAACCUCAGGAGCUGAACAUUUCGCCUCGCUCCGACGCACUUGACGAUAUCCACAACGCGUCUAAUGCAAUUAACGAGUCGAAAGCAGACGGUACCGUUGACGAGGUGGAAGAUUCUGAGGACGAUUGGACUUUCAGUGAUUAUAGGCAACCAGAAACCACAAAGGAGGAAAGUGUCACCAACAUUGAAGCAGCAGAUACAAGCUCUGGGCUUGAAUUGGAAUCUGAAAGCAAGAUGGAUGAAACUUGCAUCCAAACCAAUUGCCAAGCUGGUGAUCUCGGCAAUCAACUGGAAAGGUUGACUGUUGAAGAUGUUGAACUGGAGAACACCAUUCCAGUUUCUGAGCAAGAAAAGGCUGUAGAAGUUGACACUGUUUCUCAAACUAUUGAAGUUGAGGAAGCUGAUGUUCCUCAGCCUACAGAAAUUGUUCCUCAGCCUACAGAAAUGGUUUCUCAGCCUACAGAAGUUGUUUCUCAGCCUACAGAAAUUGUUUCUCAGCCUACAGAAAUUGUUUCUCAGCCUACAGAAAUUGUUCCUGAGCCAUUGCAAAUUGUUUCUGAGCAAUUGCAAAUUGUUUCUGAGCCAAUGCAAAUUGUGUCUGAGCCAUUGCAAAUUGUUUCUGAGCCAUUGCAAAUUGUUUCUGAGCCUGAAGAAGCUGUUUCACAGCCAGUUGAAGUUGAAGAAGCUUAUGUUCCUCAAUUGAAAGAAGAAGAGACCCCAGCAGCCAUCCAACAGGUAGAAGAAACUCAAUCUACCGUCAUUUCGUCAACUGUUCAAGAACCUGAGCCAGCAGCCGCUGUUGUUGAAGCCGUUCCGGAAGUCAAAGAGGUGGAAGUGACCAGCACGGAGGAAACGAUUGAACCUCGACUUGUAGAGAGCCCAGUUUCCGACUCUGCUACAAUUGGUUCCGAAGUACCUGCUUUGGUUGUUACCGGAACUGCAAUCGGCGUUGCUACUGCGGCCGUUGCAGCAGCGAAAGCCAAGUCUCCUGCCGCUAAGAAACCUAUAGCAGCUGCAAAGAAGACUUCAACAACCACUGCGAAAUCGGCCUCCAGUCCAGCUGCCAAACCAGCUGCAAAGGAACCGGCCAAGAAACCGGAACCGACUACGCGCCGAGUUGCGACCACUGAAGCCAAAACUUCAUCGGCAGAUGCUGCUAAACCAGCGCGCCCGACCAAACUGUCCCCAUUGAGAAAGGCCACCCCAGCAGCACCGUCUUCAACGACUCCUUCCAAAACGACUAGCACGGCACCAAAGGCAGCUCCAGCAACUACUAGACCUGCUACCAAACCAAUAGUUUCCGCGGCAACAUCGACUGUUAAGAAGACGACCACCACCACUACAACGACCACGACUCGCACCGUUACCGCUGCCCCACCGAAGAGGGCCACAUCGGCAGUGAAUGGAACGUCCGCUGCAUCACCGUCGAAGACUUCAUCGCCGGCCAAACCAGCCGCGAGUACUUCAACGGCUCGUCCCGCGUCUGCCACCUCUUCCACGCCUACCCGCCGUGUCGUUUCCGCUCCUGCAAAAACUUCCAGUGCUCCUAGUCGCCCUGCCGCCACUUCGGCCGCUAAAACUGCUGCAGCUACUACCAAUGGCGAUAUAAAGCCAAAACCCACUGCUUCGGCGACUCGCACUCCGACCAAACCCAUUGCUAAUGGUACAGCCGCUACGAAAACCGCUGCUCCUAGACCCACCGCAGCCAGCACGAAAACUGCGGCCGCUAAGCCCGCCACCGCCCCAGCACGCCCGGCACCUCUGAAAAGUGUUGCAAGUAGAACUGCCACGCCUGGUAAGCCGAUCGCUAAGACGGCUGCUCCAUCCAAGCCUGGUGCCACCAAAACCGGUGCGGGAACUCCAUCUCGAGGAGGAACCAAAUUAGCGACUACCACUUCGACUGAAACAGCCACAACCGCAGCCACCCCUCCUCCUGUGCCAGCCGCAGACAUUAACGUAGAGGAAGUUAAAGAGUAAAAAGGAAAAAUAAUAAGUGUAUUUCAACUUUGGGAGAAUGGAGUAAAAAGAAGAAUAUUUGGGGAAAAAAAUUUAAACACACAAAAAAAAAUGAAAAAGAAAACGCCCAACCAUUUUAUAAUACCCCUCCACCCUUUGCCUGCUAUGUAAACCGCCCGUCUCUUUCAUUCGCUCAUGUUUCAUUGUCCGCCAGCUUUGAACGUCUCGUUUUUAAUUUUUUAUCACUUGCGAUUGCUAAAGGCAGAAAACAGCAAAAGAAAAACUUAGAAAAAAAAAAAAAAUUGAAAUAGUUGAAUCCGAGCCGAAGGAGAGGAAGAAAGAAAGAAAAAAAACGAACAAUUUGUACGAGGAAAUGGAGAACGCCACGUGGAAUUUUGUGAUUGCGGGCCCUCCUUUUGUAAAGAUAAUAAGUGAGAGAUUCAAGAAUCAUCAAUCAUAUUUUUCCUGCGUGUGUAAGCGUGAGUGAGAGCGUGUGCGUGAGUUCAUGUACUAUUACCCAGUCGAAUCCCCUUUCCCACAUCUAAUUUCUUUGGCAACAUACACAACGUCGACAAUGUGUGAGGACUGAAAAGCCUCGUAACCCCUCCCAAUGGCUAAAUAUUACUGCCGCACGCCCCAUCCACCCACCAACGCUCUUUCGGCUAAUAUUCACCUGUUUUAUUAACUGUACGUGUCAAAGUCAUGAAAAACAACAGAAAAAACAAAAAUAUUGUCUAUUCGUUUUCCCCCUAUUGCUCGAUUCCACUUUCAUUUUGUCUUUUGUUUAUUCGUGGGGUUUCAUGAUUUUCUCUAUCACAUUCGCCACGCACAGCAAUGGUUUGCCUUUGCUUUUCUUUUUUAUUUUAAUUUUUCUUUUUGUUGUUGAUGAUAGUCAUGCCAAUGCCCAGCCGAGGUGAUUGUGUCCACUGCUGCCCCUCUCGUUCUUCUUACAGCCUGAUGGUAGUUAAUUUAAGGUACUGAUUGCGCUUAAGUUUUUGUCGAUUUUUUUUACUGGAUGAGUUUCUGUUUUUAUACUUAUGAGGUAAUUGUGUCUCCACGUUUUCUUUCCAUAUUUUCUUUUGAUUCAAAUCUUUUCACGGUCUGUCAUCCAACGCAGAAGUGGAGUUACAAUAUUGUAGCGCAAAUAAAUUGAACAGCAAUGGG
Daphnia magna is the source of this 5894-nucleotide messenger RNA. Its product is annotated as mucin-17. Bases 78 to 4751 code for a protein of 1557 amino acids. Lineage: Eukaryota; Metazoa; Arthropoda; Branchiopoda; Diplostraca; Daphniidae. Gene Ontology annotation, molecular function: cation binding; protein serine/threonine phosphatase activity. The transcript is spliced from 16 exons. Gene Ontology annotation, biological process: negative regulation of protein kinase activity; protein dephosphorylation. The record is from RefSeq and is a predicted model, not a curated record.